Molecule: messenger RNA, 531 nt
Organism: Staurois parvus
Lineage: Eukaryota; Metazoa; Chordata; Amphibia; Anura; Ranidae
Source: the annotation of a GenBank genome assembly
CAGGUCUCGGGCCCUCAGGUUGGAGCGGCGGGGGCGCCGGACCCCCAGAUGGAGCGACAGGUCUCGGGCCCUCAGGCGGAGCGGCGGGCGCCGGAACCCCCAGGCGGAGCGACAGGUUCUCGGGCCCUCAGGCGGAGCGGCGGGCGCCGGGCCCCCAGGCGGAGCGACAGGUCUCGGGCCCUCUGGCGGAGCAGCGGGCGCCGGACCCCGGGCGAAGCGGCGGGCACCGAGUCACCAGGCACGACAGUGGGCUCCGAGUCAACUGGCAUGACUGCUGGCACUGGGUCAGACAUUGGAUCGUCUGGCUGGACAGCGGGCAUCGGGUCACCAGGCAUCAGGUCAUUUGGCUCGACAGCGGGCACCGCGUCAUCUGGCAAGGCAGUGGGCUCCGAGUCAACUGGUAUGACCGUGGGCACUGGGUCAGACAUUGGAUCGUCUGACUGGACAGCGGGCAUCGGGUCACCAGGCAUCAAGUCAUUUGGCUCGACAGCGAGCACCGCGUCAUCUGGCAAGGGAGUGGGCUCCGAGUCA